UGUCGUUUUUUUCCCCCCCCGAAAUCGUGAAACGAUGUCGUUCGUCGACGCGACGCGGAAGCUGGCCAGUUGACGGAGUUCGGUACAACAUGCGACUGGCGCCGUUGCUGGUAAACCAUGGUCUGGUGUUGUUGUGGAUGCUGUUGGUACCAUGUGGUUCUGUCACCUUCGAGGAUGGACCUACCAGCGAGCAGACCGAGGGACGCGACAACCAGGUCCCAGAGCCCCAGGAGCAGGUGCCAUUCAACAGGACGCGACAGGGGAAGGGAAUUUUCGACUGGAUCGGUCUGGGAACCGGGCGAAACGUGGACCCCUACAUGGCGAAGACGAACAAGGGUUGUUUGAAUGGAGAUCUAGCCGAAUGUUUCAAGUCCCAGGCGUUGAGUUACUUCACCGACUUCUUCGACCAGCCCCACUACGAUAUGAACGAUUACGUAAAAGUCGUGAGGAUGUCCAGGGACGUGGUGAAGGAGGUUGGUCGUCAGCCGUACGAAUACUCGAACGAACCAAGGUCCAGUGAUUCCGAGUGGGACCAACUCACGAAGUUCGCCAUGAGGAAGGCCGAGAAGUUCGUGAAAACCGUGGCCAUUGAGUUGCACAUACCAUCCGAAGAAACUGGAGACAACGAUGUCUACGCCCCCAGGUUCCUGGAUGAAAUUGCAGACGAGAUUGAUACUCUGGAGAACAAAAAGGACACCCUCUUCUCCCGCCAUCAGCUGAAGAAGCUCCUGAUCCCGAUGCUGAUCGUUCUGAAGCUGUUCAAGCUCAAACUACUGUUGUUCUUGCCCCUGAUUUUGGGCCUGGCGUCCUUUAAAAAGUUCCUCGGCUUCCUCGCGAUCGUGAUACCGGGUCUGAUUGGCUUCUUCAAGCUCUAUAAGCCGCUCACUCAAAAUUAUCAUCCUCCGGUGUAUAGUCAGAGCGGGAUUGGCUACCCUCCUUACUACAAGGAGAAUGCUAAUAAUUAUCCUUAUGCGGAGCAGGGUGCUCAUCCAGCUCCUGAGUACCAAGGUGGUUACCACGGGGAUAGCGUGUCCUUUGGCCAGGACCUCGCUUAUCGAGGCUACCAGGAGUACCAGUCAUAA
Messenger RNA from Colletes gigas, 1082 nucleotides. RefSeq lists its product as uncharacterized. The record is from RefSeq and is a predicted model, not a curated record. NCBI's taxonomy places the organism in Eukaryota, Metazoa, Arthropoda, Insecta, Hymenoptera, Colletidae. Bases 90 to 1082 code for a protein of 330 amino acids. The transcript has 5 exons.